AUGAGCGAUGAGGAAGAUGACUAUCUCUCAGACAAGUUCUUAGCUGCAGCUGCACCAACUUCGUCUGCUCCGAAGACAUACUCGAGUCUUCGAAAGCAGUCGCAGCUUCGCUCACAGCUGAAGAAUGAACAAGGUCGAACGAAAAGCCGACGCCAGCGCGAGCUCGAAUCCAGAGAGCAGGGUCUCAGCCAGAGUCUGUUCGAACGGGCGAAGGAUGAACAGGAAGCUGGUGUCAGCUCGGGCAACAAGGCCCUCUCGAUUAUGAUGAAGAUGGGAUUCAAACCCGGGCAGGCUCUCGGUCAAACUGAUGAUCAUGAUACGGGCAAGAGUCCCCAUACUCCAGGCGAGGGCGAGGAAACCACGGCGGACGACGUCGCUCCCAGUGUUCCAAAACACAAGGUUGAACCAUUGCCGAUAAAUGAAUGGCAAGGCAAGAAGGGCAUUGGGCUUGUAACGUUGAAGCGGCCGCGUUCGCCCACAUCGUCUCAGGACCGUGUCAGCAAGAUGGCCAAGAUGGCCGAGGAAAGUAACCGACACAAGGAUUUCCGCGAGCGGGCAAAGCAGCAGUACAAUGAGAAACGCGCCGAAGGCAGAUUAGGCCCUGCCCAACGUACUUGCAUCACGCUCGAUGAAAAGAAGGGGGUUUCGUUCAACGUACUCUGGCUAAAUCCAAACGACCCCUCGUCCUUUCCAGAAGGCCUAUUGGAGGCCCUAACUCUGCAUACCACCUACGAUCCCAGGGUUAUAUCGCGCGGGAACGACACUUCCAUUGAAAGCAUAUUGCGACAGCAGAUGCGCGCGGAUUCUUUAAGUGCCGUCACUGAAGAUAACGCAGACGCGCGCAGAAAGGACGUAGCCCCGGAGAGGAAGUACUCUAGAGACAUUCUAGAAGAGGCAGCCCAAUAUCUGCGUCUCCAGGCUCACGACCGGCUUCAAUUGGUAUUGAGCUAUUUGCGGGAACAAUACUGUUACUGCUUUUGGUGCGGGACGCAGUAUCCGGACGAGGAGGAGAUGGAAGAAUUGUGUCCUGGAGUUGAUGAGGAGCUCCACGACUAA
Molecule: messenger RNA, 1056 nt
Organism: Pleurotus ostreatus (oyster mushroom)
Lineage: Eukaryota; Fungi; Basidiomycota; Agaricomycetes; Agaricales; Pleurotaceae
Exons: 4
Coding region: 1-1056 (351 amino acids)
Cellular component (GO): kinetochore
Source: RefSeq, a predicted model, not a curated record